UUCCGAUUGUUCUCCCCCUGUCCCUUCACAUUUUCUGCGUGAGCAGAACAGAAAACAGUCGUCGACAGCUCCAGUUUUUCAUGUUAACUCGAAAUGCUGGAGGUGUUUCUCAUUUGCAAGUACAAAAUCACGGUGCAUAUCACGUCAAUUCAUCCUCCCUCCGACAAUAAUAAAUCAGUAGAUAGGAAUUAUAAUAUCUAAUUAUGUGGUGCUGAUUGUCAAGUGUCUUAACUCGUUCCCUUUAAUUUUAAUUAACUUGAGUUCAGUAUUUAUUAUCUAGGAUGAUGUUUUGUUGUCUGAGAAGUUGCUUUAAUGGGCUAGGGUUUGCUGGGGCCCAAACCAGUCAGAAGGAGCCCAAUCCCAUCAAUCUGGAUACCUCUCACAUGGGUCACGAGGUAGUAAUUGUUAUGAACGGCCUAAGAGCUUGUGGACAGGGCUGUGCCCUCACAAAUGUACCUUUAGUACAAAGUAAAAGUUAUUUUGAAGUUAAAAUACGACAAGAUGGAGUUUGGGCAGUGGGUUUGGCCACAAGAACGACUGAUUUGAAUACAUCGACGGGUGGAAAUGACGCUGAAAGUUGGGCCUUGAAUUCUACGGGCAUUAUUCGACAUAAUAAGGAGGAAGUACAUAAAGUGCAAACGCUUGCCCAGGAGGGAGACAUUAUUGGAAUCUCCUUCGAUCAUAUAGAACUCAAUUUUUAUGUUAAUGGGAAACCUCUGGAAGCACCUGUCAUGGGCAUUAAGGGAACAGUUUAUCCUGCUUUAUAUGUGGACGAAGGGGCGAUUCUCGAUUUAAUACCCCAGGAAUUCGCUCACACACCCCCCGGUGGCUUCGAGAAAAUCAUGGUCGAACAAUCUCUACUUUAAUAUUAUUUAUCCUUAAUCAAUUUUACGUGAUAUCUCAUUCCCAGUUAAUUGAUUACUUAUUUAAUUGUGGUGGAAAAAACUUUUCCAAGAAUUUUGUCAAUUGCGUUUCCCUUAAUAUUAAAUGACUGUACAAAUUCAGAUAAUAACAAUAAGAGAAGGAAGAAAGUGUGAAAUGUAAUGUCCAAAUUGUCACAAAUAAACUAUAACUAUUUAAUCAAAA
Molecule: messenger RNA, 1086 nt
Organism: Diachasma alloeum
Lineage: Eukaryota; Metazoa; Arthropoda; Insecta; Hymenoptera; Braconidae
Product: SPRY domain-containing protein 7
Exons: 4
Coding region: 282-866 (194 amino acids)
Molecular function (GO): protein binding
Source: RefSeq, a predicted model, not a curated record